GCUAUGGCAAUUUGCACAGAUCAACACAUAUUAGAUAAAUUCGCUGCUUAUGACGAGCACGUGUUGAGAGCAACCAUCGACUGACAGACACAGCGGGAAUCCUAACGCAUGGAUGUUUUUUCUGCAUAAAAGUGGUUGAAUUUGAAUGGGAUACUUCAUUAAUCGUUAGUGUCUGCAACAAGCGAUCCAUGGUAUGUGCAUAAAUGCUUUGGGGAUUUUGUUUAUUGCUGUUUGCUGCCACGCUGGAUAAGUCCUUGUGCAGAUGGUAGUGUAGAGUUGUUAGGAGCGUGUGUGGUUACAGCAGUCUGUCUUCCGAGAGUGUCACGAUGUACAGGCAGAGUGGCAGCUGGUACGGCCUGCUUUCCCGUAUGCUGCGUUAACGGACGACCACAAUGAAAGAGCAAUUACAUGGUUUUCGGCAAACCGUCAUCGAAUACUGAACUGGAAAGAAGACGGUGACCUUGGCGCAUAGGUUAGCGGUGGAACCUGAGGUCAGAGGUCAAUACGUAGUCAAGUGUUUGGCCCUGUGAAGAGCGGACGGACAUCAAUGGCUUGAAAACAACGAGUUAAGGUUGUUGAGUAAACGGUUGAGGAAACCUUUGAUAUAUUUGCUUAUAUCACUUAAGACACUCUUUCAGCGGUGGUGCUGAGGCAGCGGAAGAACCCUGUUCACAUCCUGAACAGGAAGAAUACCAUAGACCGACAUCCGAACACAACAAAUAACCCAUGGAUUAGAUACAGCGUGAAGAGGGCGUUUGAUCUCGGGAGGGCACCUGUUGCAGUCAAACACAGCAGGUCAAACAGACAGGGAAACGAGUGCAAUGAAACAUAGGAAGAAUUACCACCACGUUCCGGACUUCAAAGGCUGUGGUCCAGAUUGGAUGUGCUUAUUCGAGGCUUGACCUUCACCUUUGACAGAAACAGCGUCAACGUCCAGCCAUGUUUGCAGCGGCGUCACCGGGUGGACUGUCCUGUUCGCCUGGCGACAUGUCUCUCCAGAGACGUCCAUCUUUCCCCCAGGGAGGGCUCGACUGGCAUUUACGAAGAAAAAGUAGCAGCAACAGAUCCUCAAAGGUUACAGCAGCUACUCUCACCUUCGCCGAUGAUGAUGAUGACAACAACGACGCCAGUGUUAAUGGGUGCACGUGCCCGGAUGACAAGAAAACGUCGAGUUUGCUUACAACAGACGACAAUGCAAACGACAAGAGUAGCAAGCAGCAGACGUGUACCAACGUCAAUUGUAAGAACUAUCGACAGCCUAAGCGACGUCAGCUUCGACGACGUUCACGAGCAACCGUCGUCAUCAACGUCGGCGGACAACUUUUUGAAACGUACAGAUCGACGCUUAGACGUCUUAAGAACUCGGUAUUGUCCGACGACAACCAGAUGAGGAAGUUUUACCGUGCAGACACGGGAGAUUACUUUUUUGACAGAGACCCCAUGGCGUUCGGGUCGGUGUUGAAUUAUCUGAGGACUGGGGAGCUGCAUAUCCCCUCCAAUAUGUGCGGCCCCUCCCUUCAGAAUGAGCUGACGUUUUGGGGGAUAGAUGAACUGGACAUUGAGCGAUGCUGCUGGACACAAUACAACACGUGGAAAACACAAAGCAGGUCGCUGGAGAAGCUGGAGUAUGACCGGAAGUUGUCCACAACACAGGACUCCGUGGUUGACAAGGACAAUGUGGGAUGCUGGACCCGAUACAGGUCCAGGUUGUGGACCUUCCUGCAGGAUCCUACGUCAUCAAGAGGAGCCAAGAUCUACGCCUGGGUUUCCAUCAUAUUCGUCCUCGUCUCAAUCUUCUCCUUCUGCGCAGAGACUCACCCGCACUUCCGGGUAAAACCGGAAGACAUCCGACAAUUUAGAACAUUGUACGAGUUCCUCAAUUUCCAGAAAAUAGACUGGAGCAAAAAUGUAACACUACAUAACAUGACAACCAACGGAAGUGACGUCAGAUCAGGUUGCAGUGGCACUAAGAAAAAGGAAAAAGAUCAGCUAGUGCCACACCCAUGUCUUGUGAUGAUAGACUUAUCAUGUCUGUUGUUUUUCUCGCUGGAAUACUUCACACGUUUCCUCUGUUCGCCGAGUAAAAAGAAGUUUAUCCGAGCCUUACAAAACAUCAUCGACUUUGUCGCCAUUGUACCGGACUAUAUUGAGUUCUUGUUUUUGGUUUUUGAUCCCCUUGGACGUCAAGGAAUGCCCAUAAUGGACUUCAUCUUUAUUCUGCGCAUGCUCCGUUUGUUCCGGAUCUUCCGGUUGAUCCGCCAUGUUCCCGGGUUAUGGAUUCUCUUGUACACCCUAAAAGCGAGUUUCAACGAACUGAUGUUGAUGUUUGUGUUUCUGCUGAUUGGAAUGGUAGUGUUUGCGUCCCUCAUCCAUUUUGCUGAAAAUGAUAACGGAUUCGAUAACAUUCCUAUAGGAUUCUGGUGGAGCGUGGUCACCAUGACAACCGUGGGUUAUGGGGACAUGUAUCCUCAAACUGCUAUAGGUUAUAUUGUAGGGUCUCUGUGUGCAGUAGCAGGCCUUCUAAUGAUUGCCUUCACGGUGCCGAUCAUUGUGAGUAACUUUGUGCUGUACUACACGCAUGUGCAGUACGGACUCGCCCGUAGGGACCGUGACCGGGAACGGAUGCUGCAAGAAGAGGAUGAUGACGUAUCCAUCAACAGUGCGCGUUCAGCAACGACGAAGCCCCCGGUAAAGCCUGCUGUAGAUACUGCUGCUAUUGAACUUGGAGAAAAUAUUUCUCUUACAGUAACCUGUGAGAAAGACUCACAGGAAAAGGGGAAGUAAUCAUGUUUGCCGACAAGCUAUAGGGUACAGAGGGAGCUUUAUCACACUUGCCACCGCUAGGCAUUACGUCAUUUGGAUGGCGGAACAUGUAUAGGUCUUGUCAGGAGCAGUUUUGUAAUAGAAGGAAACGUUAUUUAAGAUCAACAAUAAUAUUCGGACAAAGGGAAAAAUUAAUGAAGUUUCAUGUCUUCGUGUUACACUACUAAAUGCCAAUGAAAGCCUACAUAUGACUAUUCCUGGAACAUACAUGGUAAAAUGUAUACGUUCCGUACUCCCAGAGAUACGUAGCGUACUCAUAUUAAUGUAUUGAUGAAGGUGUAUUGUUGAAACUUUGUUUACAAGCAGAAGCCAGACAUAUGUACUUCUUAAUCAUGUUCUUAAUCACUGAACUCGGGAUAUAACGAAUUUCAGCAGACCCACAGUCAGUUCAUUAUAUCCGAAGUUCAUCAUAUCCGAGACUCGUUGCUCGUAUCGUCCAUUGAGUACCACUAAGAAUAUUGCAGUUUCGUUACAUCGACUGUUCGUUAUAUCCGACUUAGUUUUAUGCAGAGUGGUUUAUAGAGCAUACUCGUGCUUCGACUGUGUCGACGUCGGCUGUAAUCCUUCCAAUGUUCUUGUUCCUUUGAUCCACACAGUAUUGUACUUGUAAUCUGGUUAUUCAGAGGUUAUGGGCAGCUGGGUAGUUAAGAGGUUAAAGUGCUCGCUCGUCACGACGAAGCCGGACCGGGUUCGAUCCCUCACCAAAACGGUGUAAAACUCAAUCAGGGUUGGAAUUCUGUAUUUUUGUUUGAUGCAUAUUAUUAUGAGUAUAGGGUCUUAUGAACCUAUUCCUCCAUCUAUCCCAUCAUGGAGACAAGCAUGGGGUCUCAAGACCUAUUCUACCCUUUAUUAUAAAGGUUCUUUAUUGUAGAGGUCACGGGGACCAAUUAAAUCCUCCACUUAGAAAACAGGCCGUAAAAUGAAAAAGACGCGAUAAAUGCUCACACAGGCAUGUGCCGUAUACUCUAAAUAUUCGUUAUGUACGAUGUUUCAUAUUUCAUAUUCG
This is a messenger RNA of Haliotis rubra (blacklip abalone), 3829 nucleotides long. Its product is annotated as potassium voltage-gated channel protein Shaw-like. The record is from RefSeq and is a predicted model, not a curated record. Gene Ontology annotation, biological process: potassium ion transmembrane transport; protein homooligomerization. The transcript is spliced from 3 exons. NCBI's taxonomy places the organism in Eukaryota, Metazoa, Mollusca, Gastropoda, Lepetellida, Haliotidae. The coding region runs from base 940 to 2784 and encodes 614 amino acids. Gene Ontology annotation, cellular component: membrane; voltage-gated potassium channel complex. Gene Ontology annotation, molecular function: delayed rectifier potassium channel activity; protein binding.